Molecule: messenger RNA, 169 nt
Organism: Funneliformis mosseae
Lineage: Eukaryota; Fungi; Glomeromycota; Glomeromycetes; Glomerales; Glomeraceae
Source: the annotation of a GenBank genome assembly
AUGGCUAUCAUUGACAUAAUUGAACAACAAUUAAAAAAGUCAGAAGAAGAACAUGAUUUGGCGAAGAGGAAGUUAAAGGAAUUUGAAGAAGGGGAGAGCGGCAUGCUGCUAAAGUCAUUAAGGAAAAAGAGGAAAAUCCUUGAUGAAGAGGACAAGCAGGAGAUAGGAG